UUUAGUACUAUACUGUAAGUCUAUGUUUAUUUGAAAAUUGAUUUUACAUCGUGCAAUAAAAAUUUUGUUCAUAAGCAAAGGAGAAAUGGCGUCGAGGUUAGGAAAGACACGCUGUUGUAGAGAACAGACAAUUCUGUUGAACGCAAAAAUAAAUAAAAUUGUUUUAUUAAUAUGUUAGUGCUAGAUCGACAAUGGAAGAGAGACGUAACUAGUUUAAGGGGCCAUUGGUGAAUAGUACAUUGAUUUCUGUAAAGCUGAGAAAAUGUCUGCGAAUGCUGCUGAGACUUUUGAAGCAACGCUUACAGCCGGAAACACUUUAGACUUAAUGGAUCUGAUGGAAGUAGUGACAGUAUACAAAUGCAGAUUCUGCACUUUCACAUGUUCUUCAACUCAUGGAAUGGCAGCACAUCUUAACAAUCAGCAUGUGGCUACUAGCAUGCCAGCCGUGGAAUCAAACCAUUAUACAGAAUCUGAAAGCCCCUCAGGAUCACCACCAGAAGCAUCAGAUGAGGCCAUAACCAUUCAGGCUAGUGGACCUGCUUGUGAAAUUUUAGGCAGUGAGUCAGGCUUUGCCCCCAAUUCUCAAACUACUCCUUCAGCAAAUGUUGAUUCUGUUUCGGUGAUGCCAGCAAAUGGUGGUAACACCACUCUUGCUGAGCAGCUGCCAUUAGAGGAUAAAAGUGUUUCUCUGGUAGCCACUUCACAGCCAGGCUUAUUCACUUUGGAUCCCAGUUCUAGUGCACAGACUCUUGGUUUUACAACAAUUCAGUUUGCAGGAUCUGGGCUGUCGCUGGCAUCCAGCACACCUGCUGUUAGUGUUGUGCCAACAUCAGAUAGUACAAAAGAUCUUGGGACAGGGCCUUCAUCUAUUGCUCCUGUCGUUCGGGAGCUUUUUUUGUGUGGUAUGUGCAGUGUAGGUUUCACUUCAGUAGAUGACUGCAAGUGGCAUGUGGAUCGUGAGCACAGUGGUACAGUAGAGCUGGGGCAGGAACAUGGAGAGGUGGAGGGCAAAGGUCGAGUCAGUGUGGGAACACAGGCCACAGCCAAACGCCCUGGCCGGAAAAGAAAGUCAGAAUUGGCAACAGAGAGUCAGUCACCACCACAAAUCAAACAGGAGGCAGUUUUGGUUGACCAAGAUCAAAGUGAUGAGGACUGGAUUCCUGGUCGAUCUCACACCUCUCGUACACGUGAUGGACGGCAGCGACGUAAAAUAAGAGCACCAAAAGCACUUAAAGAAGACUAUGUCAUUGUUAAGAAACGCAAGUAUCGCAAACAUCGACAGGUAUACAAAGAACACUACGCUUUGUCCUGCAGCUUUAUGGGGUGUGCUGCUCGCUUCCGUUCAGAGGGAGCACUGAACGUACACGUUGCCUGUCAUAAUGUGGAGGAUAUGGCCUUCACCUGCCAACACUGUCAGCAGCAAUUUCCUGCGUGGAAACCGCUUCGACUUCAUUUGUGGAAAAUACAUUCUAUUGAUGCAGAUCUUUUUCAGUGUGACUUGUGUACUUACAAGACCGACACCCUUCACAAAUUGAGCAUUCAUCAAGAAAUUCACAGUGACAACCGGCCUUACACUUGUGAUGUUUGUGGGAAGGGUUUUAAGCAACUGAGCCAAAUGAAAAACCACCAGAUCACGCAUGCCCAGCAUCAGCAAAAUGUGCAGGGAGGUUGGUUUUCAGCCAAGCCAUGUGAGAUUUGUAAACGGACAUUUGCAAACAGCAAAUGCUUAAAGAAACAUGUUGAAGCUGUGCACACCAAAGUGAAACGAUUUGCCUGCACCUACUGCAGCCAUACCACUGCCCGCAAAGCUAUGCUGAAUCUGCACAUGAGAAUCCACACUGGAGAAAAGCCAUUCAAGUGUGAUGUGUGUAAUUACUCCACUGGUGACCACAAUUCCCUUCGGCGACACAAGAUGCGUCACACUGGACAGCGACAGUACAAAUGCCAGUUGUGCCCCUACACCUGUAUUCAAACAAUUUCCCUGAAGUCACACAUGCGUACCAAGCACCCCAAUGCAGAAGGCAUCUACACAUGCCCUGUAUGUAAGUUUCGCUCUGUCAACAAGCAAAUCUAUAACAGCCAUAUGCAGGACCACCAUCAUGGCUUGUUGCCAGAUCCCAUCGGCAGGUUGGAUCAAGCUGGAGAUGCUGCGAACCUUGCACAGGCCCCAGCAAAAUCUGAGAGAUCAGCCAGCACACCUCCAGAAGCUGUCAAGGUACAGAUGCAGGUGCAGACGAUGGAGACAGGUGAAGUGCAGGUGAGUGCAGAGGAUCUGGCCAAGCUGAGUGGGUUUGAGGGGCUGGCCUCAGGUGAGAUAUCUGCAGCUCAGCUCAUUUACUCUGCCCUCAGUGUCAUUUCUCAAGGCGGAGCCAGUGGCAGGACCACACAAACUGCCCAGCUGCUUAAUGGCAUCCAAACCACAGUCACCACUUGUUCACAAGAAUCUAACAAAGAAGGAGUGUCUUCGCACACAAUUACCUUUCACCUGCCGGUCAUCUCUAUGUCAGAAAAUCUUCCCAAAAGCUCAAAUCAGACUGCUUCAUAUCAGCUGCUUCCAGAAUACCAGGCUGUAGAGAAUAACACAACGGGGCAAGAUACUUGUUCACAAACCACAGGAAGUGAUGGCCUUGGCACCACUGAUGAGCAGGAGGACCAGAGGGCUACACCAUGUCAGGUGCCAAGCAUAGAGAUUUAUGCAGCAGUUCCUCAGCUUCUUGCAGCCGAUGCCGAAGGCCAAGACCUUGUGUCUGGGUCCUCGGAUGUGCAGGUGAUGCAAGUUGCGUAUACUGAUGAAACAGCCAUCAAAGAAAGAGACCUGGACAAAAUUGCUGAAGGUUUUAGCAAGUCAUCAGUGGUGGUGUCAGAGACAGGGCAGAUCAUCCAGGCAAUGGAUGGGGUGUUGGUCAAUGAAAAUGGACAAGUACAAAGUGUGGUGUUAGUGGCUCCCCCUGUCAAGACUUCACGUGAGGCAGAUGACAUUGACAUGAUUGCAGAUGCAAGGGUGGAGGAGGCCACAGACACUGGUCAAGAUAUAAACCAGGUGUGUCUCGCUCAAGAGGAGUCAGAAGAGCGACAAUUAAAGAUGAAGAAUUUACAUUGUGAAUGAGAAGACAGAGCUGCAUACUCAGGAAAACUUCCAGCCGUAAGUUGAGAUGUGACACUGGGAAAUCAUUUUCUCAGCUGCUAUCAGCUUAUAGUCUAGAUCCUUUGGUACAAAUGAAAUUUAUUCUCUGCAGACUUUGUGUUUCUGCAAAGUAGGAAAAAGCUCAGCUGUGGUUUCUCCAAAAACUGAUUCAAGUACAUUUUAUUUUAUGCUUUGCACAUAAGCAGCAGGCCUGACCUGGCACACAAGUGCUUGUUGCAAAUUUCUGUAUACACUGUUGAACAGCAAACCUCCACUUCUGCUUGUGUGUUGGAUGAAUGUUGCAACUUUUGUUCCAUCUGACAGACAGAUGUCUAUUCAUUUUGGUUUACUAGUGGGUGUGAGUUGGCCUGUAGGGUGGAGGAACAACAAACAUUUGUCUAGGCUGUCAGACUGCUGGCACAGGGAAAGCUACCAUGCAGACUGUUUUUUGUCUUCAUUUUGUGAUAUCUUCUUGUAGCCCAUAAAACAAAUUACACUUGAUUGCUGCUACUUUUAAUACAAAUGAUGUCAUUGCAGAAUGA
Pomacea canaliculata is the source of this 3666-nucleotide messenger RNA. Its product is annotated as zinc finger protein 629-like. The record is from RefSeq and is a predicted model, not a curated record. NCBI's taxonomy places the organism in Eukaryota, Metazoa, Mollusca, Gastropoda, Architaenioglossa, Ampullariidae. Bases 263 to 3106 code for a protein of 947 amino acids. The transcript has 5 exons.